Molecule: messenger RNA, 1710 nt
Organism: Linum tenue
Lineage: Eukaryota; Viridiplantae; Streptophyta; Magnoliopsida; Malpighiales; Linaceae
Source: the annotation of a GenBank genome assembly
AUGAAGCAGCCACUGUUCUCGUCAACUUCCCGGAGCCGAAUCCCCCGGCGGGAAGGAAACUCCACUUCCUCCAGCUCGUCGAAGAUGACGACCAAGAAGAAGAAAGAAGGAAGAGAAGAACAGGGGAACAGCAGUGGCAAUAGUAAUAAUAGAAACCCAUUUCAAGAUCUCAGCAAUGGCGGCAGCUUCGUGGAUGUCAGUAGCAGCAUGGGUACGAUUAGUUCUUCUUCGGUUUCCUCCAUUGAAGCUCCUAGAUGCUGUCUCAGGUUCUUUCUCAAUCACUCCGCUGCUUCCACUUCAAAACCCCAGGUCAGUAAUAGAAACAAUCAUAGUAACAAUCACACACCGGUGAAAUUCAAUUCCAUACCCUGCAAAACCCCGAAUUCGGCCCCUAGUUCGAGACCCAGUAGGCGAAAUUCAGAGAAAGUUAAAGGGAUCGCUUCUGCAUACUUGUGCAAGCGGCAAUCUGGGAAGAACCCUAAACCUAAUUCCAGGGUUUCAAAGUUGGCAACUAUGGGGAAUCCUGUGAGCAAUUUGGAAAAUUCUGGAUCUGGAGAUAGAGGUUGUAGUGUGGAGGUACCGAAUUUGACUCCAUUGAGAAUGAUUGUAGCUGGGUCUAGUUUGAAUGUUACAAUGAGUAGAUGUGAGGAAGAGAGCAGCAACACGAAAACGCCUCCACUUCAUGCCUCGGUGUCUCCAGAGAUACAACAACCAUGUCAAUCGUCGGCGAUUUCGACUGCUGCCACCAACCGGACUACUGCUACUACGACACCAGUUUGUUAUGGUGCUGGGCAUCUUCUCUCAGGGGUUACCGACAAGAGAAAGUGUCGGCCUAGGGGUUUACUUGUAGUAGGGGAAGCUAAACCUGUUGAUAAGUUUGACAUUGAUGAUGAUCAUGAUGCCGAUGAUGUUAUAGUAGAUGGUAAUGAGAUCAAUCUUUCACCGUCGAAUUCUCCUGUCAAGGCUUCAAUGCAUUGGCUCCUGUCGCCCGUUAACAAGGAGAAUGAGUAUAGUUCUGGAAAUGGUGGAGCACAGAACACUGCUUCUGAUAUGGACAUAUCUCCUCUAGAAGAAGAUAGGUCUCCAUUCUCCAUGGACUUAUUGUGCAGUGUCAAUAUAGUACAAACCCCAGAAUCUGACUCUGGAGAGAAAGGCAAGAAAAACAAUCAUGGCUGGGGCUUCGAAUUGGAUUCAGUCGAUCAACAUUGGCCAGUUAGUUCAUCGUUCCGGUUCGAUUUGCCAACUACAACUCCCCAUUCUGUUGUUGAUCUCUCACGGUUUCAGAACCCUCUCGACAUCAGGGAAUCCCAGCUUUCCACUUCCACUUUCGAUGAUAUGUCGCAUUCUGAAGUCAGAAUCUCGUGGAGAGACGGGUUGGUGAGUCGGAUCUUUGAGAUGGACGAGCUGGAUUGCUGCUGCAAGUGUUUAUCCGACGAAGAAGAGGAUUUAGAGGAUGAACCUCAUCAAACUCACAAGAUCGAUCUCGAUAUAGAGGACAUUCGAACAUCGAAUGCAUCAAUUGAAUCUUCUGCUGAAGGGCAACAUCAUGUGUUAGAUGGGAAAGCUGAAGAUGGUCUUCUUCUUCCUGCUAAGGUCUCUUGUGAUCUGCCUGCAGAGUCUAUGAACAUAAGUACUGAUGGUGGUGCUCUAUUUCGAUCUGAUGACUCGGAUUGGACACAAUGUUACAAGAAUCAACUGUUCAAGGUGUAG